Porites evermanni is the source of this 1122-nucleotide messenger RNA. Lineage: Eukaryota; Metazoa; Cnidaria; Anthozoa; Scleractinia; Poritidae. The record is from the annotation of a GenBank genome assembly.
AUGGAUGAAAAGUACCAGGCUAUACCGUUUUCAAAUGCGACAGCAGAAAAUGGAACCGUGCAGCCCAACAAGGUUGAAGGAUUUAACUUUGCCAAAGAAAUUGCAACGCUGCUAACGAUUGCAGCGGCGAUUGUACUCAUUAACAGUGUAGUUUUUUAUCUGUUUAUCAAGGAGAAGGUUUUGCGAACUACGUCAAACUACCCACUUUUCAGCUUGGCUGUCUGCGACUUCAUCUGUGGUUUCGUCGUUAUUCCUUUGUUUACAACAAUACACUUUACUUCACUGGUUGAGUCUUCGGAAGCGAAGUUCUAUCUGGGAUUCCUGGUAACUGUUCUUCACAACUUGGUAGCUAUCGCCACGGUGUACCAUAUUGUUGUUGUCACGGCAGAACGAUAUAUCGCCAUUAUCUUUCCCCUGAAACAUCGAGUGAUACGCAAGAAAUGUAUCCAGAAGGUUUUAGUUAUUGUUUGGAGCUGUUCGCUGAUGAUCUCAUUGAUCCCAUACACAUGGAUUGAUAAGAUUUUUCCAGUGUAUCACCCAGAAUGUUCUAAAUACGUGCUUGGUUUCACCGCAUUCUGUCUGUUGUUCGCCAUGAUUGUACCAUACGUCUUCAUGGUGUUCGCGUUUGCUCAUAUGUCCAAAGCCAUUCAUGCAACAUCUCCAAAAAAGUACCAACGAGCGACCUUCCAAGGACGAAGACACAGUCUGCAUUUGAAGCCAACCUCGGGUGAAUGGAAGUGUUUGGUACUGUUUGCCAUCAUGGCUUUUGUAUUUUUCGUGUGCUGGGCUCCUUGGUUCGUACUAUCUCUACUACACCACUUGCCAAUAUCCUUGAGACUUGGUUCAAUAUCUCAAGUUGCCCUCCUUAUCAGGUACACUACUUCCGUGGUCAAUCCAUUACUUUACACCUUUCUCAAAAGAGAUUUUCUUCGAGCUUUAAAGCUCGUAUUCAGAGCCAAUGGAUUGAGUAGGCGAUUAUCUUCCACCUUCUCAGUCUUCUCACUGAGGCGACCAACCUUGCAGACAGAUCCUAAUCACAGCCCAGGAGAGUUUCUGCCAGGCAGAGACAGUCCGCCGUUGUUGGCAUUCCAGCGUGAAGUUUGUUUCGAGAGUACACUGUGA